CGCAGAUAUUCAAAAUUGUCAUUUCACCUUGAGAGCCUGCUCGCAGGCUAACAGGUAUGCUGCGUAGCUGGCGGUUCUAAGGGGUUGGGAUUGAGACGCGGGCAGAAAAAAUAGAGAGGCGAGGCGCGGGAAAUCCGCCAGCUACACAUGCAGGCUGUAUAUAUUGGCCAGGCUACGGGUUUUAUAUUGAAGACACAGCUUAAAAAGUGAAAAAAUAUUAAUCUAAAUAUGUCGGUUGCGUUUAACCUUGGAACUUACGUGCAGAUUAUAGGUGAAAUGUCUGUAACGGAAGAAGUUUGAUUAAAAUUAAUAUUCUAGGUGUGGUUACGGCAGAGUUAAAGGAGGACUACGAGGGGAAACCCAGUCUUAUGAUUCAUCCAAAUGGUCCGAUGCAUUUUUUGAGUGAUGAUCUUUCAAGGGACCUUUCUGAAUCAGAUGGUAAGCAAACUGAUGCAUGAUUAGAAUUAAGCAAGAUCGAAAUAUGAUUUAUAUUUUAUAUUUUUUGGCCGUCGGUCUAAUUGUAAUUAUACUGGUAUAUUUUCUUUAUUUUUGUGGUUUCAGUUCAAGACGGUAUAUAGUCUCAGUUCAGGACGCAUAUAGCGCGCAAAUGUUAUACUCAAUCUGUUUGUUUUAUAGAUGACAUGCAUAAUCCAUGUGACUUUGAUGAUAAAAAUGAUCACCCACAUUUACGUGGCCCAACUUCAACAUGUCCGUCUCAUCGACGUAAGUAUUUCACAUUAUAUAUAUCAUUUCAUAUAUUUUGGGGUUUGUUAUAAAGUGAG
Molecule: messenger RNA, 782 nt
Organism: Paramuricea clavata
Lineage: Eukaryota; Metazoa; Cnidaria; Anthozoa; Malacalcyonacea; Plexauridae
Source: the annotation of a GenBank genome assembly